AUGGAGUGGAAAAAGACAAAUACGACUUACAAGAUCCUCUCGGAUGCCGAGAAGGGCGGCUACGGCGUCGUCGCCCCCAUCGCUUACAAUAUUGAGUGUAUCCUGGCCUUUAUCCGGGCUGCCGAGGCAAAGAAAGCACCACUUAUCCUGCAAGUCUUUCCAUGGGCCAUUACCUACAGCAAUGGACUCCUGAUCCACGCCGCCGCAAAGGCUGCCCGCGAGGCCUCGGUGCCAGUGGCCAUCCACCUCGACCACGCCCAGGAUGAGAAGCUGAUCCGGCACGCGGCCGCCAACCUGCCAUUCGACUCCAUUAUGGUCGACAUGAGCCAUUACGAAAUGGAGGAGAACCUGGCCAAGACGCGCGAGCUGGUCGCGUACUGCAACGAGCACAAGAUCUGCACCGAGGCCGAGCCGGGCCGGAUCGAGGGCGGCGAGGACGGCAUCGCCGACACGGCCGACCUCGAGGGCGCCCUGACCACGGAGGACCAGGUCGAGGACUUUAUCGCGACGGGCAUUGACUUUCUGGCGCCGGCGUUUGGCAACGUGCACGGCGAGUACGGCACCCGGGGCCCGGUCCUCGAGUACGACCGGCUGGCCAUGAUCCGGGCCAAGGCAGCGGACCGGGUGCGCAUCGUGCUGCACGGCACAAACGAUUUCCCCGAGGACGUCAUGCAGAGCUGCAUCCGGGGCGGCUGCAGCAAGAUCAACGUCAACAAGCUGGUCCUGGACGACUACCUCAAAUACAUCAAAGAAAAGGCUGCCACCACGAGCCUCACGACCCUGAUGGAGGAUGGCACAAAGGAGAUUCAAAAGCUCAUGGAGUGGCAGAUGGAUGUGACGGGGUCCACUGGCAAAGCAGCUUAG
Pestalotiopsis fici W106-1 is the source of this 864-nucleotide messenger RNA. RefSeq lists its product as uncharacterized. Gene Ontology annotation, biological process: carbohydrate metabolic process. Gene Ontology annotation, molecular function: aldehyde-lyase activity; zinc ion binding. The coding region runs from base 1 to 864 and encodes 287 amino acids. The record is from RefSeq and is a predicted model, not a curated record. NCBI's taxonomy places the organism in Eukaryota, Fungi, Ascomycota, Sordariomycetes, Amphisphaeriales, Sporocadaceae. The transcript has 2 exons.